Homarus americanus (American lobster) is the source of this 1734-nucleotide messenger RNA. RefSeq names its product proline-rich protein 36-like. Lineage: Eukaryota; Metazoa; Arthropoda; Malacostraca; Decapoda; Nephropidae. Bases 1 to 1734 code for a protein of 577 amino acids. The record is from RefSeq and is a predicted model, not a curated record. The transcript has 7 exons.
AUGGCGGUGAAGGCGGAAGAGGUGGCCACCAUGGGAGCCCAAGGACUUCACCGGCGAAAGAAGGCAAUGCUUGAUGGACAAGCUACUGAGAACAACCCUAAGCCUCGAACCAAAGUUGAUACCUUCCGCAAGAAGAAUGAGACAGCCCAACGGGAACUCCGCAAUCCCAGCAUAGGUGGCAAGAUUAUCGCCAGAGUCCUUCGAAACAGACUUAUUCCUGAAGCAGAAAACUUCCUCCCAGAAUCUCAAUGUGGCUUUAGACCAACACGUGGAACCACUUCAAUGAUCAUUGCUGCCCGUCAGAUACAGAAAAAGUGCAGAGAAAAGCUUCAUGAUCUCAUAUCCUCUCCCCCAGCAUAUUCACUACCCCCAGCAUCUCCACCCACCACAGCAUCUGCACUACACAGCAUUUUCAGUCUACCAGCAUCUACAUUUCUCUACAUCUUCAUUCCCCCAGCAUAUCCACUCCUUCAGAAUCUCCAGUUCCCCAGCAUCUCCACUCUCCUGGUAUCUCCACUCCCGCAGCAUCUCCAUUCCCCCAGCAUCUCUACUCUCCCGCAUCUCACUCCCCAGCAUCUCACCUCCAGCAUCUCCACCUUCCAGUGUCUCCCACUCUCCCAUCUCCACUUCCCCCAGCAUCACACUCCCCAGCAUCUCCACUUCCCAGCCAUCUCCAUUCCUCUAUCUUCUCCACGCCCCAGCAUCUCCACCUUACAGCAUCUCAUUCCCCAGCUUCUCCCUUCUGCAGCAUCUCCACUCCCGCAGCAUCUCCUAGCAUCUCCCAGCAUCAACUCCCAGCAUCUCCACUCUUCCAGCAUCUCCCUCCUCUCGCAUUUCCACUUCACCAGCAUCUCCUACAGCAUCUCCACUCCCCAGCAUCUCCACUCUUCUAGCAUCUCCACUCCCGCAGCAUCUCCACUUCCCCAGCAUCUCACUCCCCCAGCAUCUCCACUCCCCAGCAUCUCCACUUCUCUAGGUUCUCCACGCCCCAGCAACUCUACUGUUGCAACAUCUCCACUCCUGCAGCAUCUUCAACUUUCUCAACAUCUCUACUCACCUAGCAUCUCCACUCCCUUAGCAUCACUAUUCCCCCAGCCUCUCCACUCCCCAAGCCUCUCCAUUCUCCUAGUGUCUCCAAUCCCCCAGCAUCUCCACUCGUUCACAUCUUUACUCUCCCAGCAUCUCCACUACCCCAGCAUCUCCAUUCCGCCAACAUCUCCACUCUCCGGCAUCUCCACUCCCGCCGCAGCAUCUCCAAUCUCCCCAGCAUCUCGACUCACCGGGCAUCUUCAUUCCCCGUUGCAUCUCCAUUCCCCAGCACCUCUACUCUCCCAGCAUCUCCACUACCCCAGCCUCUCCACUCCCCAGCCUCUUCACUCUUCCUGCAUCUCCAUUCUCCCAGCAUCUCUAUUCCCCCAGCCUCUCCGCCCCAGCCUUGCACUCCCCAGCCUCUCCACUCCUCCAGCAUAUUCUGACGCCCAGCAUAUUCACACGCCCAGCAUAUUCACUCCCCAGCAUCUCCACUCCCCAGCAUCUUCAAUCCCCAGCAUCUCCACUCCUCCAGCAUCUCUACUCCCCAGCAUCUCCACUUACCCAGCAUCUCCACUCCCCAGCAUCUCCACUCCUCUAGCUUCUCCACACCCCAGCAUCUUCACUCCCCGACAUCUUCAUUCCCCUAGCAUCUCCACUCUCCCCAGCAUCCCCAAUCCUUCAGCAUCUGCACUACCCAUGUAA